AAUACAUUUGAUCCUUCAUGUUUCAAAAUUUCAUUAUUUUUAGCCAUUUUCGUCAAUUUUCCGUCAAUAGUAACAGAAUCAAGCUUGUGUCCUUCACUUCUCUGUCUUAACUGAAGGACUAACAGACUAACAAUAAACUGACGGAAAUGACCAAAAUUAUUGAAUUAUUAAAAUAUGAAGGACUAAAUGAAUUUUUCCUAAACAUAACGGACCAAAUGUGAAAUUAGUGCAAACUUAAGGGAUGAAAACUGUAUUUUCCACACAAUAUUUCUACAUUUCAUAAGAACAUUGAAUUUGAGCCUUAAACCCCAUCUCUCUCUCUCUCUAAAACCCCAGCCUCAAUUCUAUCGAGGAGAAGUAUAACUGUCCACAAUUAGCUGUUAUCAUGUCAUUUUCCGAUCGUCAAUUGUCAAAAUUGGCAUCGAAUCCGAGAGUAUGGGUGGUGAUCGGCGUCGGCCUCGCCGGAAUUUUAGUCCUCGCGGAGGUCCAACGGCGCCGGAUCAGAGCCAAGAGUUCCGUGAACGAAGAUUUCGGAGCUUUCGUCGCCCGCUUUGAGCUUCUCCCGUUUCCUCAGCCGCCGCCUCCGGCGGCUCGCCUCCCCCUCUCCGGCCUCACCUUCGCCAUCAGCGACAACAUUGAUGUAAAAAACUAUGUGACUGGAUAUGGAAGUACGUAUUGGAAGAGGACUCAUAAAGCAGCCGAGAUAACUGCUAUGGCGGUAACAACCAUGCUAAGAAACGGCUCGACCUGCAAGGGCAAGACUGUCAUGGAUGAACUUGGUUUCGGGAUAUUAGGGGAAAAUAGAAGUUAUGGAACUCCAAUAAAUCCACAAAAGCCAUCUCAUGUUCCAGGAGGUUCGUCUAGUGGAUCAGCAGCAGCUGUUGCAGCCCAUCUUGUGGAUUUUGCUCUUGGUACAGAUACAACUGGUUGUAUAAGAUUACCAUCAUCAUUUUGUGGUAUUCUUGGAUUCAGACCAUCUCAUGGUGUUGUAUCUACAAUUGGUGUUCUGCCAAACUCUCAAAGUCUAGACACCGUCGGUUGCUUGGCAUCUGAUCCAUCUGUUUUGCAUCGUGUCGGACAUGUUCUACUCCAGUUAAAUUUCCUGGAACCUAAAAAGACGAGGAGCAUAAUUAUAGCUGAUGAUCUUUUCCAGCUUUCUAAGGUCCCAAUUCAGAAGACUGUUCAUGUUGUAAGAAAAGCAACAGAGAAGUUAUCUGGCUACAAAACACCAAAGCAUAUGAAUUUUGGGAACUAUAUUGCUUCAAACGUGCCUAGCCUGAAAAGAUUUUGUGAAGAAUCAAGAAAUCAGCAAAAUGGAAUAUCAACUAUGAAAGCACUGUCUUCUGUAAUGCUUAUACUACAAAGAUACGAAUUCAAAACAAAUCAUGAAGAGUGGAUUAGAUCAGUGAAACCUAAACUAGGUUUUGAUAUCUCGAAUCGUGUUUGGGCAGCAAUAAACACAACCCAAGAGAAUGUCAAGAGUUUAUAUAAAGUUAGAACAGAAAUGAGAGCUGCUCUACAAAGUUUAUUGAAGGAUGACGGGAUAUUAGUAAUUCCUACAGUAGCUGAUCCUCCGAUCAAACUGAACACAAAAAAAGGUCUUUUUACGGAAGUCUAUGACAGAAUUCAUGCAUUGUUGAGCAUUGCUAGUUUGUCUGGAGGAUGUCAGGUUGCCGUUCCAUUUGGAAGCCAUGACGGCUGUCCGAUUUCUGUAUCGUUUAUUGCAUCUCACGGAGCUGAUAAAUUCCUACUUGAUACCGUCUUGGAUAUGUAUUCUUCUCUUCAAGAAGAAGUCGGCACCCUUCAAUUACCAUAUAAUACCAAUGGUACCAUAGAUGCCGCUGAGCUUUUAAAGGAAAAGAAGUGGAGAAAUUAAAACCUGGAAAAUCUUGCGACGAAGAGCUCUACGAAAGCCAGCACCGACACAGCUCACCUUUUCUUCUUGAUUUAGUGACUGAUGCAUAUGAUCAAGAAUCCCUUGUGGCAAAUCGAGAACCGUUCCACUGUGGCAAGAAUCUAUUAUGGCAUGGAGUGUGACCCCACGGAUCAACGGCCGAACGAGUGUUGUGUUGAUGUAGUUGUCCAAAAUCAUUCCAUUUGUCUGAAAAUCUAGCGGGCAGAUUGUCUCAUCGUAGCCGUCGAUCUCAUCUCCGUGGAGUCCACGUUGUCUUAAUCCAUGGCCCGAGAAGUAGAACACUAACGAGUCACCAGGCUGAAUGCCCCUCAUUAGCCAUUGGAAACCGUCUUCUAUGUUCUUCCUCGUUGGAGGCGAAUAUCGCUCUUUCUCUGCAAUUUUUUUAUUUUUUUUAUAUUUUGUUUCUUCAAUCAUCAAUAUAUACAAUUAUCUUCUU
Erythranthe guttata (spotted monkey flower) is the source of this 2351-nucleotide messenger RNA. Its product is annotated as outer envelope protein 64, mitochondrial. Lineage: Eukaryota; Viridiplantae; Streptophyta; Magnoliopsida; Lamiales; Phrymaceae. The record is from RefSeq and is a predicted model, not a curated record.